AUGUCCCUGGCAGCCCAACCCACCUCUGCACUGUCCUUACAUCCGUGCAGCCCAAACUGGGUUCCAACCAUCCCCAUGCCUCUGCAGUCCAACCCGCCACCCCACCGUCCCUGUAUCAGAGUGGGACAACCUGCCUCCCCACCAUCCCUGCACCCCAGCAGCCAAACCUUCCUCCCCACUGUCCCUGCACCCCAGCAGCCCAACCCGCCUCCCGACCAUCCCAUGCCCUACCAGCCAAACCCAACUCCCAACCGUCCCCAAGCCCCAACAGCCAAACCUGCAUCCCCACCAUCCCCGCAUCCCUGCGCCACAGAAGCCAAACCCAACUACCAACUGUCCCCGCACCCCAGCAGCCCACCCACCUCACUGCCAUCCCCACCGCCCUGCAGCCCUAGCCACCUCCCCACCGUCCCCGUGGCCCUGCAGCCCUGUCUUGCCAAGCCUGUUGUUAGAGCACCUCACGAGUGA
Molecule: messenger RNA, 468 nt
Organism: Macrobrachium nipponense
Lineage: Eukaryota; Metazoa; Arthropoda; Malacostraca; Decapoda; Palaemonidae
Exons: 1
Coding region: 1-468 (155 amino acids)
Source: RefSeq, a predicted model, not a curated record